Messenger RNA from Tigriopus californicus, 7256 nucleotides. It is a transcript of the gene polybromo, whose product is annotated as protein polybromo-1-like. Bases 897 to 7130 code for a protein of 2077 amino acids. Gene Ontology annotation, molecular function: DNA binding; chromatin binding; protein binding. The transcript is spliced from 13 exons. The record is from RefSeq and is a predicted model, not a curated record. NCBI's taxonomy places the organism in Eukaryota, Metazoa, Arthropoda, Copepoda, Harpacticoida, Harpacticidae. Gene Ontology annotation, biological process: chromatin remodeling. Gene Ontology annotation, cellular component: RSC-type complex.
GUUAGCAGAAUUCGACACCCAACAAAACAGUGAAUAAAAAGUGCUGGCCAGAGACAAUCUGAAUGCUCGUCUUAUCAUUGGUGACCGCAGCAGUGCUCCCCGUUGAAACGCUGAUCCUCUUGAAUAUAAAUAUUACAAAAAACGCCAAGAAGCCACCGAGUCGUCCUUCGACGAUUGUGCUACGACUCCAAUCCCUCAAACCCGCGAUCGAAAUGAAGUAGCUGAAGUGAGGAUGAAAUCCGAUCUUAUCCAGCUCAGGGGCGCACGGAGCAAACGAAGAAGCACUCGACUACUUCGGCGCUCUUCCACAUUCGAUUCCAAAACACUUCCCUGCCCAUCAUUGCCGCUGACGUCCUCCGGUUUCGUGAUAUCCAAGAGUUCGCUAUAAUCUCACUAGAUCAUCAACAAGUGAGCCAUCAGAUGAUCCAUGAAAUUGUAUUGCUACCAAUGCUACUGCUAUGUGACCGCCGAGACAGUAUUCGUUUUAAACGUGGGCCCUUAUUAAACUUCAAGAUGAGUUAUUCCGAGACUGAAACUAGUUGGAAAAUUAAGGGAUAAAGGAGCCACCCUUCACGAGUUCUGAGGUUGGACUCAGCUCUUGAUUACUGGAGAGGAGAUACAGAUCUCGUAGUGGAAAUUCUGCUAGUGCCAAAGUCGUCGUUGUCAGUGUCAGAUUGCUUGAAUUGAUUUUUCCGGUAUCCUCCGAUCCGCCAAGCUCAGGCUUUUCGUAACUUUAUUUGUGACCGAACUAACUGUUGCUUCUGUCUUCAAACAACAAACACGAACCCAGUCUUCGGGUGUGUCAGUGUGUUCCAUCCAGCUCGUUGUGGGUCUUGGAUAUUCACUUUCAUCUAUUGCUGUUCAAUGUUACUGGACAACCAAAUCUGAGCUUCACAAUGGCCGCUCAUCUGUUCAGCGAGUCCGGUCAAAUGCAGGAGGUCAAUAUCCCCGAUAUAUUCGAUGUUCUCGAAGAGGGUGAGAACGAAGGUGCUGUGAAAUAUUUGCUGGGAUUUGGAUCCUCCGGAGAAGAUGAAGGUCUGGUUCCUGUGGUGGACAUUCCCAUCCAAUCUAUGGAUCCAGCCAAGGUGGUGAAUGUCCCUCCAUCGAUGACUUCCAUGGGAAUGGUCCAAGGCACAUCGUCCCUUCUUCAAGCCACCGUGUCCACCACGAGCCAAGAUGGCAGUGUGAGUAGUGGGGAGAUACCCGCCAUUCGAAAGCGGGAUACGAGUGGAGCUAAGGCCAUAUUUGCUUGUGAUUGUUGUGGCAAGGCCUUCACCACCAAGUUCAACCUGAAGCGACAUAUCAAUAUGCAUUGCCACAAGUCCAAAGAGGCCGGAGUACCCAUUCAGGGCCCACCCUCCGCCAAUCAGCCCUCCAAAAAGUAUGUCCAAGGCAGACUGUGUCGGAUCCGAGAAAACGAGCCCGGAAGUCACAAGCUGGAUAGUGGUGUCCCGGGCUCGGAUGGUGCUCAAGUUCUCACGACUAUGGGCACUUUGGGCUCAUAUCAAAAUACAAAUAGCAGCUCUUCGAGCAGUUCAAGCAACAGUAGUGAUAAUCCUACUAGUCACAUUUCCCCUCAAUUCCGCACGCUCAUCCAAACCAGUGUUCCCUCUCAGGCCUCGCCCACUCCUUCACUCAAUCUUUCUCCGGCCUCGUUGCCCGUACAGCCGUUACCCGAAGCAUCGCUUCAAAUCAUCCAGGAUCUAAACAAUCACAGUCCAACUGCGGUCUCAUCGGCGGCGAAUGUCCCUGCACAGGUCACCACUUACACAGUGCCCGUGACCAACGGCCCUCUUCCCUCGGGAAAUCUCGUUACCUCGUAUACCCUGUCCCCCAACCAGCCAAUUCGGCCCAUUUCUGUGAUCACAUCCAAUCCUCUUUCGUUGUCCAAUGUUGUCGUUCCCACUACCUCGAAUUUUUCCCUGGUUCGAAACUCGGCUGCGUCUCAAGUUCUCAACAAGCCGCCCACCACCAUUCCUCUCCUACAAACUGUACAGCAGGCGGCCAAAGUCAUCCAAAUUGGAAACACCGCUGUCCCGGCUACCUUCUCUGUCUGUGUGAAUGUCAAUCCGUCGUCCUUGCAAAGUUCAGGGGCCUCUCACGACUCUCAAGUGACCACUGUGCCAAGUAAUGCCAGUGUCAUCAUCACGAGCUCCGUGGUUCCCCAAGACUUGUUCGACAAUAGUGAACCCUUCUCGCCCGAUGGGAUUCUCCUUUCGUCUGUGGGUGCGGAGGCGUCCCCCAGUGAUGAAGGAAGCAAGAUGUCAAAAUCUUUUUUAGGGUUAAGCGGCCUUAAUCCGGACCACAAGGCCGCUGUAACCAAACGGAUAGAGCAAGUCCCCAAAGGUUGGGUCAGAAAAGUGGUUUUAGACGAGGACGGAUGUCAUCACGUGCUCUAUUUUAAUGCCAACGGAAAGAAUUUCUCUUCGGAAGAGGAAGUGACGGAAUAUUUCUUGCGUUUGGGAUAUUCCUUGAGUCCGGGUGCAUUCAACUUCGAAAUCAGCGACGCUCGUAAAGCAGGACAAAUCCAUGCAAUUCAAAAAUCAAACCAAAGUCGUGUGAUAAUCACUAACAACAACAAAGCGAUGCCUCCAAAGAGACGUCUCUCCUCAGUUGGCGGAGUCAACGAAGAUUCCCGAGAUGGGAGUGAGGAACGAAGCUCCAUCACCCCUGAGCCGGGAAGAAAGCGCAAGAGAAUGGACCCACAACAACAGAUGCAAAUGUUGUUCGAUUUCCUUCGCCGUUACAAGAGGGAGGACGGAAGUGAGCUUUGUGAGCCAUUCAUUCGGGCCCCAAAGCGUCGGACUGAUCCUGAAUAUUACGAUGUCGUUGCCGAUCCUAUCGACAUGUUGAGAAUUCAGCAAAAGCUCAAAACCGACGAGUACACCGACUUGACCGAAUUGAAGGCUGAUUUUGAUAAGCUCAUUACCAACGCGCACAAAUUCUACGCCGAUGACAGCGACGAAUACGAGGCAGCCUCUGAAGUGAAGGACCUCCUGGACAAAGCCGUGAUCAAACUUGAAAUGGGUGAAGAUCCUGUACACAGCCUUGGUAAUCGAGAGGAGAGCGACGAUAGCGAAGGCAACGAGAUGCUCGAAGAGCUUUUUGCCAUGGUGAUCCAAGCCACUGAUCCUGCCGAUGGAAAUCGUCCACUUCAUUUGGCCUUCCGCUUAUUGCCAUCUCAAACACGCUAUCCCGAGUACUACAAGGUAAUCACGGAUCCCUUGGACUUGAAGUUGAUCGGUGCCAAAAUCCGAGAUAAUGUCUAUGAGACCUUGGAUGAAUUGGAAGAGGACUUGUCCUUAGUAUUCAAAAAUGCCAUGCACUUCAACGAGCCGGGAUCCCUGAUCUACCGCGACGCCAAGACCUUGGCCAAAUUGGUCAAAACCAAGAAAUAUGAGCUGGAAGUGAACAAAGUGGCCAGGGAGAAUCGAGGCUCUCGAACGAGACGCUCCAUUGUUAAGAAGUUCUACUCCACUGAGUUGGCUGAACUGCAGUAUGAGGACAGCGAAUCCGAGGAGAGUGAGGGCGAGGAUAUCGAUUACGAUGACCCCUUAUGGGCACUUUAUGGCCACGUUCGGUACUUUGAAACUCCCUCUGGAGUCAAACUAGGCGAACCGUUCCUCAAUCUUCCGUCUAAACGAGAGCUUCCAGAUUACUACGAGGUCAUUAGCCAGCCCAUGUCGCUCAAUCAGAUCCGUAAGAAAUUGAAAGGCAACGAAUAUAGUCAGCUCUCGAAUUUAGCCGAGGAUCUCCAGGUCAUGUUUGAAAACUGUAAGGCUUACAAUCGCCCGGAUUCUCGAUUGUACAAGGAGGGCGUGAAGCUUCAGAAGAUCACGAAUGCCAAAUUGGAAGAGCUCCAAUUGGAAGAAGAAGAAGAUGUUCAAGCUCAUGACGAAUCUGGCGCUCCUAUCAAGACCCCUCGCUCACCUCGCGAUCCGAUGCGAAAACGAAUGCGCGUCCUCUACAAUACCGUCCUCAACCAUAAGCGCAAUGGCGUUCAAAUCAUUAGCAUGUUCAUGGAGAAACCCAGUAAGAAGGAUUAUCCGGAUUACUACGAGAUCAUUUCCAGUCCCAUGGAUAUGAACACCAUCAAUGAGAAAAUCAAGAACGCCCAAUACAAGUCCGAAGACGACAUGAUCUCUGACAUGAAACAGAUGUUCACGAACUGUCGACGCUACAACGAAGACGGAUCAGACAUCUACGAGGAUGCGAAUGUGCUUGAGAAGGUGUUGAUGGCCAAAGCAAGAGACAUGGGCUUAACUGGCCGAGGUAGAAAGAAAAAAUCUUACCGAGCCAGUGAAAAGAUCAAAAGCCUUACAGAAACGCUCCGGGAUCACAAGGAUUCCAAGGGAAGACAACUUUCAUUGAUAUUCUUGAAGCUGCCGAACCCAAAGGAGUUCCCGGAUUAUUUCGAGGUUAUCAAAAAUCCGGUGGAUUUUGAAAAGAUCACCUCGAAGAUGAAGCAAGGUGUGUAUAACUCUCUGGAGGAAUGCUUGGCUGAUUUUGUGCUGAUGUUUGACAAUGCUUGUAAGUACAACGAGCCCGAUUCCCAAAUCUACAAGGAUGCUCUCACCCUACAAAGCCUGGCUACCCGAACCUGUCGCACCCUUCAGGAUGACGAUAAUAGUGUUCCGGAUGUUCAAGCCGCCGUCCACGACAUCUUGACCUAUAUCUUCAUUGCCAUGUACAAUCAUCAAGACUCGGAAGAUCGGUGCUUCUCGGAUUCGUUCUCGGAAUUGCCCGAAUACGACGAGAUUGGCGGCAAACAAGUGCGUGCUCUUAGCAUGGAUUUGAUUAAGCGACGCUUGGAUCAAGGCCUUUACAAGCGAUUGGACACGUUCCAACGUGACAUCUUUGCCGUCAUGGAGAGAGCCCGAAAUCUGUCCCGGACCGAUAGCCAGGUCUUCGAGGAUUCGGUUGAACUGCAGACGUUUUUUAUCAAGAUCCGAGAUGAGGCCUGCUCGAAUGGAGACGUUCUUCAAUCCCGAGCUUUGUUGUACACGCUGAAGGAUCUGAAUGCUGCAGUGAGUGCUUUGAAGAGCCAGAAGAGAGGAACCGAGUUGCCCGAGGACGAAAACUCGAGGGACGUCAAGGAGGAACACGAUCAAGACGCUUCCACUAGCACCGUGACUUUUAAUGAGCAAGAUUAUCACGUGGGCGAGUUCGUUUACGUCGAGGGUCCGGACAAGAGCUCAGAGCCUUACAUUUACGUCAUUGAGAACAUCUUCACCAAUAAGGAGGGCCAACAGAUGAUGUAUGGCAAUCAAUUCUUCCGCCCAGUGGAAACCUUCCACGUGUCCUCGAGAAAGUUCUUGGAGAACGAGGUCUUCCGCUCGGAUGUGCACAAAUCCGUUCCAUUGUCAACAAUUUGUGGUCGUUGUAUGGUUGUACCUGUUCGUGAAUAUUUCCGGAGCAAGCCCGAAGGUUUUGAAGACAAGGACUUGUACGUGUGUGAGUCUCGAUAUCAGAGCAGAGCUCGAAGCUUUAAGAAGAUGAAAAUGUUUUGGAAUAUCCCCGACCACAUUAACAUGAUCCCCCGUGACGAGCCCUUAGAACCGAAACGGGUCAUGUCUGUGUUCAAAGAGCGCAUUGAAAAGCACAAGGAAGAGAUCGAGGAGAUCGAUUCUAUGGUGAGAUCCUUGGAAGAGGAACUCCCAUCCAAUGUUAUUUGGGCAAAUCCGGAUGCAUCGGCUCAAGUACAGGAGAAUCGAACCUAUUACGAACAGUACACGAUCCCGGGGCCCAUCACUCUCCGACGAGGUGAUGCGGUGUAUGUGCGAUCGGAAAAUGGCAAGAAUCUCAUCGCUCAGAUUGAUCUCAUGUGGACUGGCGAGGACGGUAUGGCCUACUUUCAUGGUCCUUGGUUCGUGACUCCUCGCGAGAUCCCUCAUUAUUCUACCCAUACGUUCUACAAGCAAGAGAGCUUUUUGUCCACCAUAUCGGAUUCGAAUCCACUUUUGUCGGUGGUUGGUCGUUGCUGCGUCCUCGAAUCCAAGGAUUACAUCAUUUCCCGUCCCACCCAAUACAAAGAGACCGAUGUUUACAUCUGUGAGUCCAUCUAUGACGAGAGCAAGCGGAUGAUUCGAGGCUCCUUGGAUGAAGGAUUGAAGCAGUAUGAACACUCCGAGGCUGUUCAGGCGGAUGAGGUCUAUUUCUUCAAGCAUCCCAUCGUUGUUCAAAAGGAGCCCUCUCCCAAUGCGCCACCGGUGGUCGUGCCCAAUGUGGUGGGCAAUACUACCCCGAUGAAACAGGGUGUAUCUGUUAUGGAAGUGGACAAUGAGGACUCUCUGGACGCUCCUCCUUCCGUGGCUUCUUCGGACACUGCCACCCCCACGCCCACUCCUGCUUCGACCAAGAAGGCGAAAGGUCCGGCGAAGAAGCACGUAACUCCAUAUAUUGUGUACUCCAGUGACAUUCGCAAGAAGAUCACGGAGGAACACAAGAACUGCUCUUUUGGCGACAUCUCCCGGCUCGUGGGAGAAAAGUGGAAACAGUUGAACGACACGGAAAGGCAAGUUUAUGAGGAAAAAGCGAAGCGACAAAAUGAGGAGAACGCCUUGAAGUUCCAAAUGGAACAAGAAAAAGUGGAGCAAGAACGGCGUAGACAAGAAGCGGCCACUGUGGCUGCUGCGGCUAUGCAGCAGCAGCAGCAACAACAACAACAGCGGAGUGCGGCCAUUCUGAAUGGCCAGGUCCCACCCAAUCAAACCCCAGCCUCUGCCGCUGCAGGGGUAGGAAGUAAUGCGGCUACAUUGCCACUUCAACAAAGAAACGGGGGUAUUAAUGUCCAACAAGUGUUGUCUACUGCGAGACCAACUGCUAACCCGACAGGACCUAUUGUCAAGCCCGUAGAGCCCAUCUUUCACACGGUUCCUCCCCGACCUCAACGCCUUUUGCACUCCGAGGCUUAUAUCAGAUACAUUGAGGGUUUGAGUUCGGACAGCCAAGUAAUGUCCAACUGGGAGAAACAACUGAAUGCCACCAAGGAGAAUACCAAAACAGAUGAGGCCAAGUUACCAGCGCAUUGGUUGGCCGAUAAUGGAGAGCAUGGUACGUCUUUGGACGCCUUGUGGGCUCUCAGAGACUUCAUGAUGACGGAUGCGUUAGGAGUGACGAAGAUACUCUAACCUGAAUCUGAACCAGGAUUCUCGCCCUUCACAUUGGAAUCGAAGAACAAGGACAAAUACUAAAUGUUAUUUUUUGUGGUAAUAAGAAGCAAAUAAAUGUCUCCGAUGUCGUAGUACAAUCCUUGA